CGGCUGCCCGUUUCCCCCCCGACCCUCCUCCUCCUCCGCCUCCUUCCUCCGCCCCUCUCCACGUUUGCAGCUCUGGGAAGCCGGGAUUUGGGCGCAGGACCUCCGCCUCGGCCGCGCCUCCGCCUCCCCGCUCCUCGCGCCGCCGCCGCCGCCAUGGAAGGGCCAGGAAUGCCGCCCGGCCAGAGGAGACGCCGCCACCGCCACUGCUUCUCGCCGCUGCUGCUGGCGCUGCUGGUGAGCUGCGCGGCGUGCCAGGCUCCGCCGGUGCCGGGCGGCGGGGAACCGCCGUGGGACGGCAAGGACGUGCUGGUGGAGCGCAGCUACGUGCCCCGCGAGUGCCCGCGCACCGUCCGCGCCGGCGACUUCGUGCGCUACCAUUACCACGGCACCUUCCCCGACGGCGCCAAGUUCGACUCCAGGUACGGCGCCUCGUCGCGCGGCCCCGGCAGCAAGGCCCGUCGGAGGCAGCGGGACUUACGGGCGGGCGCGCACACGCUCGGCAGCCUUCGCGCCCCGUCAGGCUCGCUGGCCGGCCGAGCCUCGGGGCUUUGGCCCUGAUCCAGCCCAGGGCGGCUUUUGGUGUGGGGCAGAGCGCCCGCUUCGCACGAGGGAAGCCGCAGCCCCUGCCCUCUCCUGCUAAAAUGGGGAGCCCACACUCUGAGAGAGCUCUCCCCGGGAUACAGCGGUACCUCGGGUUACAGACGCUUCAGGUUACAGACUUGGCUAAGCCAGAAGUAGUACCUCAGGUUAUGAACUUUGCUUCAGGAUGGGAACAGAAAUCGUGCGGUGGCAGCGGGAGGCCCCAUUAGCUAAAGUGGUACCUCAGGUUAAGAACAGUUUCAGAUUAAGAACGGACCUCUGGAACGGAUUAAGUUCUUAACCAGAGGUACUACUGUACAGUGGUACCUUGGUUCUCAAAUUUAAUCCUUUCCGGAGGUCCGUUCCAUAACCAAAGCGUUCCAAAUCCAAGGCAUGCUUUCCCAUAGAAAGUAAUGCAAAACGGAUUAAUCCGUUCCAGACUUUUAAGGACAACCCCUAAAACAGCAAUUUAACAUGAAUUUUACUAUCUAACGGGACCAUUGGUCCAUAAAAUGAAAGUAAUAAUCAAUGUAAAAAGGUAAAGGGACUCCUGAGCAUUAGGUCCAGUUGUGAUCGACUCUGGGGUUGUGGCACUCAUCUUGCUUUAUUGGCCGAGGGAGCCGGCGUACAGCUUCUGGGUCCUGUGGCCAGCAUGACUAAGCCGCUUCUGGCGAACCAGAGCAGCGCACGGAAACGCCGUUUACCUUCCCACCGGAGCGGUACCUAUUUAUCUACUUGCACUUUGACGUGCUUUCGAACUGCUAGGUUGGCAGGAGCAGGGACCGAGCAACGGGAGCUCACCCUGUCAUGGGGAUUUGAGCCGCCAACUUUCUGAUUGGCAAGUUCUAGGCUCUGUGGUUUAACCCACAGCUCCACCCACGUCCCUUUCAAUGAUCAAUGUACUGUACUAUAAAAUGAAUAAGAUAGUAUUGUAGAUGAUAAAAGUUAAAAAUAUUUUUUUUCCCUUACCUGCACUGAUGAUAGUCAUUGUUUGGAUGGGGGGCUUUUAUCCAUUUCCGCAGUCACACAAUCAAUCAAUCAAUCAAUCAAUCAGUAGCUGAACUGGGUUCCACACAGUCACAAAAACAAAUUAACCGAAAAAGCCUCAAAAACAAAAACGCAAAAUAAAUAGCAAAAACAAAAGCGCCAGACUUAAUCCAUUCUGGAAGUCCAUUUGAAAACCAAGGCGCAGCUUCUGAUUGGUGCAGGCAUCCUGGAAACAAUAGCCGACAGCCACAUCAGGCGUUCAACUUCCGAAAAACAUUCAAAAACCGGAACACUUCCGGGUUUUCGGUAUUUUGGAACCAAGGCGUUUGAGAACCAAGGUACCACUGUACUGCUCUAUGCAGCCAACUGCUAGGGCUGAGGUCCCUUUGCCCCCCCCCCCCGAUUUGAGUGGGUCGCCCCUCCCAAGUUGAUCAGUUAUGUGGGGUGGGGUUUACACGGGUUCCCUCAAUAGUUUAUUCAAGUGGGCACCCCUGGCUCUAGGUGUAGAGGCAUUUGUUUAUAAACUGGGAAAGUCUAUGAGAAGCCAUACCUGCCAUCAUCUUCAAAAGGCAAAGCUCCUCUCCUAGUCUAGAAAACCCCACCAGUGCCAGAUAUAGGGUGGUGAGCUAAGGGGGCAUAAUAAUAAUAAUAAUAAUUUAAAUGCAUAUAUUUAUACAGGUACCAACUGAGAAGAUAUUACAGAUGCUUUAUGUUUCCAUAUGAUUUAUGCUGCAUUUGCCCUGCUCAAGUAUGUUCUGUUAUGUUUCCACAAUGUAUUGUUUGUAAGCUGCUUUGGGAUUCAUUUGAAUGAAAAGCGGCCCAGAACUACUAAUAAAUACAGUGGUACCUCAGGUUACAGACGCUUCAGGUUACAGACUCCACUAACCCAGAAAUAGUACCUCGGGUUAAGAACUUUGCUUCAGCAUGAGAACAGAAAUCGUGCGGCCCCAUUAGCUAAAGUGGUACCUCAGGUUAAGAACAGUUUCAGGUUAAGAACGGACCUCCAGAACGAAUUAAGUUCAAUAUCCAUAAAAAAGCAACUGUACCAAAAGGAAUUAUUGUGAAAAUAAUAAAUACGAUAGGGGUUUUUUUUGCCAAAUUUUUUCCUCCUUGCAGGCACCACAUUAGCAAUGUCUGCCUCUGACCCCACCCUAGGCGGAGAGGCUGCUUACAGCGCAACCUUUUGGAUCACAGGGCACCCCCUUGGGCCUGCAGUUGUAGCUCUGGAACUGGUCCAUUUCCAAGUGAUGGAGGCUCUUAGGAAUGUUGUCGAACAAUACAGUGAACUGGCCUCUGCUAUAUUUCUCUUUGUGUAUGAUACUUUUGAAUGCAUUCCCACUGAAGUCCUUGAAGUAAAAGGUAGAUUUAAUAUAACUUGGGUGCACUGUAAGUGUUCCUGUGAGUAAAACGUGGGCUACAUCUAAUUUCAUCAUAAUUAUAGGGCUGUAUAACAGCACCUACGCAAGGCAUAGAAGGGGGUGUCUAUUUCUCCUCUGGUGAGAGGACAUUAUGUUGAGAGGACAUCUGAUGAGAGAUAUUAUGUUAAUUAUCAAAAAUUCCCAAGUGAUCAUUGAAAGUGAAUAUGCCCUUUGGCAAAAUUCCAGACAUCUCUUUGGAGAGAAUGCAUAUUCUUGGAAGCUUAUAUUUUUUACCCUUUCAGCAUUGUUGUAGAAUGAUGCAUUCCUAACCCCACACCUUGGGAAUAAGCCCCAUUGAAUUCAAUGAGACCUACUUCUGAGUAGACAUGAUUGGGGUUGCUCCAGAAGAGCAAAACCAUUCAUUUCCCCCCCAUAUCUGUCAAUCAAAUUAAAAUUGCCUUGAAUAUGGCAUUUCUGUCAUUAUCCAUUCAAGACAAAAUAAAGUUCACCUUCACAGAACUUGUGGCAGAAAUGUUUUGUUUGUUUGUGCUGAAUCAGCUGCCAUGGGUAAUUCUGAGUUUGAAAGAUUAGUGAAAAAAUUCUUUCACUUCUUUCCCCACAACAAUUGUAUAGAUCUCUCUCUUAACCAGCCAUUGUCCAUAUUUGGCUUUAAAAUACCCCUGCCGCCUCAAAUUCUUUAGCCUUUCCUAGUAGGAAAGAUACUCAAAGCUCUACAUCGUGUUGGUUUUCUACAACCUUUCUAGCUCUAGGACUGUCCAGGGUAUUCCACACAAGGUAUGAAAGCAACGCUUGUUUAGAUGGCUUUUGAAAGAGAGGUGAGACAAGUUCAUGGGGGAAUCAGCAGCUGUUAGUCAUAGUCAUGACUGAGAAAUGGGUAAAAAUAAAAGAGCUGCCAACAAAAUACCUGCAAACUGGAUUUAAGUGAAUUGCAAAUGAAUUUGCAAGUAACCUACUGUGUUCAUAUUCUCUCUCUCUCUCUCUCUCUCUCUCUCUCUCUCUCUAGCUAUGACAGGGGUUCCACAUUCAACGUGUUUGUGGGGAAAGGCCAGCUUAUUGCUGGGAUGGACAAAGCUCUGAUUGGCAUGUGUGUGAAUGAGAGGCGGUUCGUAAAAAUCCCACCCCAUCUUGGCUACGGGAGCGAAGGUGUUUGUGAGUACAGUACUCUGUAUGGAAAUGUUCAUCCAAGACAAGCCUGUUGAAAAUACAGAGUUUCUAACAAGUUCAUCAAACCCGAUUUUUUAAUGAAUGCAUUGCUGCCUGAUAAGUCCUGUUCAUGGGAUAUAUCUGUGGAUCUGGAUGUGUGGAUGAGGAGGACAUGGGACCAUGCUGACGGACCCUGUCUCCCAAACUCCACAUUUUCAUUUUAAGUUCUGAACUUCUGAGAAACACGUGGAGUUCCUGCUCCCGCUCAGUCCACAUAUUUAGAUCUCUGGAUAUGUUAUAUGAAUCGAGUUCAAGAGGCCAGAUUACUACAAUGUCAUGCACACCAAGCAAACUAUCCUUGCUAAAGUUUCCUCCUGUUCUCCACAUCAAGUCCUUUUCCCCCUUUUUUGAAAAAUGUGAGGAUCUUUGUUUUCUCCCCAUUGUUAAUUUCUUUGAGAUGGACUUCUAGCUACAAUUGUUGCAGAGAUACGUGAUGGCAGAAAUAUCCAUCUUGUUCCUCAGUGAGGAACAAGUUGUUGUCCUGUUCUGAUCAAGAUUAAUUUAAUACAAUAUGAGGCUUCAGUAGUGAUGACUCGGAGCAGGGUGACAGUAAUAAAGUGAAUUCACUCUAAGUCCAUUGUUUUCCCAAAUCCUUGAUAAACAGAGGCACUUCAAGUUCCCUGUAAAGAGGGAUUGAUUGAUAAACCAUCCUGGGAAUUCUUGCUCUGGGAGGGGAAUGGUGGGCUGUAUCCAGUAACUCUUAGCAAACUACAGCUCCCAGAAUGCUUUGGGUGAAGCCAUGACAGCUGAAAGUGGUAUUAUAGUACUCUAAAUGUGGCCUCUGUCUCUGUACGCCUGGGCCACUGGUGAAACAGUUCCUAAGCCAGCACAUCUUUUGUGCAUGCCUGCUACAUCUGAAAAGAGACAGUAGUUUGUUACAUUAAUUCUGUUUUUUCAGCAAACAUCAUUUCCGUUUUAAUAUAUUUUGCAUUCACAGCUGGUGUAAUUCCUGCAAACUCAGUGCUUCACUUUGAUGUGCUUUUGAUCGACCUUUGGAAUUCUGAAGACCAAGUUCAUAUUCAAACUUAUUACAAGCCAGAAAAUUGCACAAGAACAAUCCAGGUGUCUGAUUUUGUAAGAUACCAUUACAAUGGGACAUUUCUAGAUGGUACACUGUUUGACUCGAGGUAGUUAAUAUAUAUUUCUUUCUUUUUAUUAUUCAUGUUUUUUGAGGUCUUGAUUUUUGAGGGCUUCUGUGAGAAUUUCCAUAAAAAUGUGAAUGAAAAUAUUUUGUUGGCAGGGCUGGGAACAAAAUCUAUGCCUGAGGCUUAGGAAAACCACUUUCUGUCAGUAUAAGACAACAUUGGACUCAAUAAACCAAUGGUCUCUCAUGCCUGCUAUAAGGCAGCUUCAAAUGUUCAGCUUUUAACCACUAAAGCAAUAGGGAAAGAAUGUGGCAUAUUUGGUGUCUUUGCCUUUGUGCAACUAAGUUUUGUUGUUUUAUACUCUGUAUACUUCUAAAAUGGUUUGAAACAAAAUGCGCAUUGGUCUACAUUGAUUUUACUCAGCCCAACUCGUCACGUUUUUUCCUGCUUCCAGUGUUAAAAAGGAAGACACUGGCUAUGAGUAACUUGCUUUUUUGUUAUAUUUUCAGCCACAAUAGAAUGCGAACAUAUGACACUUAUGUGGGUAUCGGUUGGCUGAUCCCCGGUAUGGACAAAGGUCUCCUUGGAAUGUGUGUCGGAGAAAAGCGCAUCAUCACAGUACCGCCUUUCAUGGCGUAUGGAGAAGACGGAGAUGGUAAACGCCAAAUUUGUUUAUGCUGGUCUUGAAUAUUAACACAAAUGCAAAAGCAACACACUGGCUAAUAACGGGUAAGGUAAAGGUAAAGGUACCCCUGACCAUUAGGUCCAGUCGUGGCCGACUCUGGGGUUGUGGCGCUCAUCUCACUUUAUUGGCCGAGGGAGCCGGCGUACAGCUUCCAGGUCAUGUGGCCAGCAUGACUAAGCCGCUUCUGGCGAACCAGAGCAGCGCACGGAAACGCCGUUUACCUUCCCGCCGGAGCAGUACCUAUUUAUCUACUUGCACUUUGACGUGCUUUCGAACUGCUAGGUUGGCAGGAGCAGGGACCGAGCAAUGGGAGCUCACCUCGUCGCGGGGAUUCGAACCGCCGACCAUCUGAUCAGCAAGCCCUAGGCCCUGUGGUUUAACCCACAGCGCAAACCACUUCCUUUUAAGACUCCUGAGAGACAUCUUCCUUUGAGACUUUUAUAGAACAUCUUCCUUUGAGAGAUGGCUUGGCGUUCCUCGCUAUUCAUUGACUUGUUUGACUUCUCAUUUCACUCUUUUAUGUACAACAACUUACAGUCACAUGUAUAUUUUGUGAGAUGUACUGUAUGAUAUGCACUUUAUUUUGAAGUGGUGUAUUAGUAUAUUUUGAAUGACAUUGUAAUUAAUAAUAUAUCCACUACCAGUUAUUAGCCAGCGUGUUGCGUUUGCAUUUGCGUUGAUUGUUACAUUUUGCAACCCAGGGGUUUGUGUUUGUCCAUGCUAGUGGAUAUUAGACAACCCUGAGAAACAUAAAUCAAGAGAAGAUCUUUCCACAGAAUUUGAACUCAUAAUGUUUUGUGUAGGAAGCAACUGAUGAAUCAACUCAAUAUCUGAUCGCCCAGGGAAUAUUCAUCUUUAAUCUCAGUUACAUCUUAAUUUCUUUCAACUUUAUUUUUUUCCAGAUAGAAAAUUGGCAGAAUAACCAGACUGCUAUUAACAAAAUGGAAGUUAUUUUUUUAAAUUCCUGGAAGCAGAAUCUCUUAUGUUAAUAAACAUAAGUUGCUUUAGAAUUGGCGGGGGUGCAGAGAAAUGAAAUGUAUAUUAUAGCAUGGAAUAGAUGUGGGGUUGAGGGUAUGUGUAUAUGUGGGGUUAGCUUGAAUUUCUUUCUGAAUUCUUGCGUUGACUUAAAUGCCUACCAUCCACCUUGAUUAUAGGUAAAGAAAUCCCGGGUCAAGCGUCUCUGGUCUUUGAUGUGGCUCUCUUAGAUCUCCACAACCCCAAAGACAGCAUCGCUGUGGAACAACAAUAUGUGCCUGAAACCUGUGAGCGUAGAAGCCAAGUAGGGGACUUCCUCAGAUACCAUUAUAAUGGUACACUUUUGGAUGGCACAUUGUUUGAUUCUAGGUAACCACACUGCUGAACACACGUUUCCUACUUUCUGUUUAUUUCUUUGGGUGUUUUUAUAGCUCUAUUCUGCUGAGCAUUCUUAAAGGUAUUCUAAGUAGCUUGGUAAAGGUCUUCAAUAAAAAAUAAAUAAAUAAGACUAAGAAAAAGUUUAAAAAAGUAGAGCAAUGGUUCCAAUGGAUGUGGGUUAUCCUGAACUCUCAUUUUUCUCUGUUUGAAACAAGAGAUUUAAGUAAUAAAUGCACAGAAGAUGAUGGCAUAGAUUACUACAUUCAACAAGCAGACAGAAAAGCACAGCUAAUAGGACACCAGCACAUAAAGUAAACACAUUUGGGAAAUUUUUAAAAUACUUCCUAUUUCUCCUCUUGGGUAACUUUAGUGUAUAAAUGUUUAGUGGAUUUUCCACUUUCCAUGAUAAUAAAUGGGAAGCAAAAGUGGAUCUGUACUAAAGCUAGUUUAUAAUAACUUGUACGGUGAAAACCAAUUCUUUACGUUUAUAGCAUGUUUUAUCAAAACAUGUCAAUGUGCAGUAAGAAUAAUAUCACCAACCAAAACAUUAAGUGCUUUGCUUCUUUCUGCUGUGGAUAAUUGCUUUUGGACACUUACUUCCAGGGGCACAUGAUUUAACAAAGAGCAUCUGUUUCAAUAAACCUAAAAGAAUAGAAAAAAUUAGCCAUUACAUCCCAUCUUAGCACUUAGUGCUUAUAUUGGAGAUAACAGAUCUCUAUGCCUGAUGCAAUAUGACAUCAAGUGACUGACAGAUGGGUGUGGUUUGUCCAAAACAUCCUUGCAGCCAAAUUCAGAGGCAUGGUGGACCUAGAUGAGAGGUUCUCUAUUACUUUGUUAGACCCCAUGCUAUUUUUGAUGACAUACUUGAAAGAUCAACAUCUUUCAAACAGAAAAGAUAAAUUACUGUUUCAAAUGGUACUAUCUACUAGAAUUGUCAGUGCCAGACAAUGAAAGAGAAAAGAAUCCCCUUCAUAAAAGCAUGGCUACUUUGAGUAAGAUCAUAUGGAUUAUAUGGGUUAGACAGGGAAAACAAGGGUUUAAGAAGUUUGAAUCUGAAUGGGACCCAUUUAGGAAUUUCUGGAAUAAAAACCAAGGGAUAACAAGACACAACCCUAUGUCAUGAGAGUAGUGUCUCUUGAUUGGAUGACAUUAAUAUGCUAUUCGGGCUCAGUUUUUUAUUUUGUGUUUUUCAUACCACAAAGUGGAUAGCUUUUCUAGUUUUGUUCUUCUUAUGUGACUUCUCAUUUUGCUGCUAUACAGUAUAUUAAAAUAGUUUUCUUGUCUAUGCGCUUGGUCUGCUCAGUAUUGUUUAAGGUUACUUCACCUAUCCGUUAAUAUAUUUGUAAUCCUGUUACCAUAUUUUUCGCUCUAUAAGACGCACCAGACCACAAGACGCACCUAGUUUUUGGAGGAGGAAAACAAGAAAAAAAUAUUCUGAAUCCCAGAAGCCAGAAUAGCAAGAGGGAUCGCUGCGCAGUGAAAGCAGCAAUCCCUCUUGCUGUUCUGGCUUCUGGGAUAGCUGCGCAGCCUGCAUUCGCCCCAUAAGACACACACACAUUUCCCCUUACUUUUUGGGAGGGAAAAAGUGAGUCUUAUAGAGCAAAAAAUACGGUACAUAUUUGGCUUGCUUUUUUAUUCACAGUUGAAGUUUUAUUAUAUUACACACAUUUAUGUAUUUGUUUUGCUAGCUUAAUUUCCUCACUUCUUCUAGUCACACUUAGGUUUGGUGCUAUUAUAAGACAUGACUUCAUCAGUUCCACUACACCCUGUUGAUACUUCUUUCUGAUGUUUUUGCUGUCAAGCCAGUAAGCUAUGGGCAUACUGAUAACAGACUUAGUUAAGCAAAGGUUUUUCCUUUUUGCCUGUAGUUAUUCACGGAACCGAACAUAUGAUACCUACAUUGGGAAAGGUUAUGUGAUUGCUGGGAUGGAUGAAGGCUUGCUUGGUGUAUGCAUUGGAGAGAAGAGGAGAAUAACCAUCCCACCUCACUUGGGGUAUGGCGAGGAGGGAAGAGGUGAGUACUGUUUUUAAUUCAGCAGCAGUGCCCUCCAGUCAUUCUUUUACUUCAGCAUUUAAAAGAUUUAAGGCCCAGUGCACUGCAUGGAAUAAGUUUGUUGGCCUUCCAUCUUCCAUCCAUAUAUAUAUAUAUUAAUAAUAAUUUAUUUAUACCCCGCCCAUCUGGCUGGGCUUCCCCAGCCACUCUGGGCGGCUUCCAAAGAAAUAUUAAAAUACUGUAAUACAUCAAACAUUAAAAGCUUCCCUGAACAGGGCUGCCUUCAGAUGUCUUCUAAAAGUCUGGUAGUUGUUGUUCUCUUUGACAUCUGGUGGGAGGGCGUUCCACAGGGAAGGCACCACUACCGAGAAGGCCCUCUGCCUGGUUCCCUGUAACUUGGCUUCUCGCAGUGAGGGAACCGCCAGAAGGCCCUCGGUGCUGGACCUCAGUGUCUGGGUAGAACAAUGGGGGUGGAGACGCUCCUUCAGAUAUACUGGACCAAGGCCGUUUAUAUAUAUAUAUAUAUAUAUAUAUAUAUAUAUAUAUGAAUAAAUUUUUAAAAUUAGAUUUCUUUUGUUAUAGCAAAUUGCAAAUACAAUUAUCCAGUUUUAUAUUUUACAAUUCCCUCCCUCCCGUUGACUUCCCUCAUCUUCCCCUUCUGGCGUGUUACAUUAUUUGUUAUCUUCUGCAUGUUAAAUAAUUUUAAGUGUUAUUGCAUUGUCUUUCUUCAUAUUUUACUUGAAUAAAAUUUUUAAUGUUUCUUCAAAGGCCUUCCAUCUUUCUGGUUAGAAGAUAGGAAUCAAUGGAAGCUGCUGUAGUCCUCUCUCCUGGCAAAGCUUCACUUUGUGCUCCUUUGCUUGGAGGCAGAACUUCUCAGCUCUCCUGUUUUCUUGUUGGCUCCUUGUUUACAAAGAAAGAGGCAUUUCCCCUUCUUUUUCUCCUUCCGCUCUUCUGUUUACUGCCGUUCCCCCACUCCCACCCGCUUGGGCUUUUGCUCAGUGGCUUCAGACCAGCCUAACACCUAUUCGGGUGGUCAAACAACCCCAAGGAACCUUGGCAUUAGCUGCAGGGCAAACCCCAAUGCCAAUGUAGUCAUUGAUAUAUUGUAAUCAUAUUUGUGGUCAGUGUCAACUCCACUUUCCAUAAGCAAGGUGAGUGAAUUCUCUCCUUUCUGCCCAGAUCCAUCCCACAGUGCAGCAGCAGCAUGGCACAACCUGAACAUCAGGCAGGUGCUCAAAAUUUACAUCAAGCCCACAUACAAACAAACUGACCCCGUUUGUCUCCUUUCGCCUAGGCCAUCCUUUCUCAACCUGUGGGUCCCCAGAUGCUGUUGAACUACAACUCCCAUCACCCCUAGCUAGCAAGGCCAGAGCUCAGGGAUGAUGGGAGUUGUAGUCCAACAACAUCUGGGGACCCACAGGUUGAGAACCGCUGACCUAGGCAGUUUAGCUAGGCGGAUUAAGGCUUGCAAGCCUCUGGUUCAUGAAGCUUCCCAGCUUCCCAUGUCUUCUACUGGCACCAUGGCCCCUUCUGUUACAGCAUCUGCCCUAGGCAGGCUGCUUUUUCCACCAAUGCACCAGUAUAGCAGUCCUGCCAUGUGGCCACUUGGUCCUCACCUAGCCUGUUCACACUCCACUGCAAGAUCAUGCCUCAGCUGAGACUGCUUUUUUUGCUUAGGAUGUUGUUGUUGUUUAGUCGUGUCCGACUCUUCGUGACCCCAUGGACCAGAGCACGCCAGGCACUCCUGUCUUCCACUGCCUCCCGCAGCUUGGCCAAACUCAUGCUGGUAGCUUCGAGAACACUGUCCAACCAUCUCCUCCUCUGUCGUCCCCUUCUCCUUGUGCCCUCCGUCUUUCCCAACAUCAGGGUCUUUUCCAGGGAGUCUUCUCUUCUCAUGAGGUGGCCAAAGUAUUGGAGCCUCAGCUUCAGGAUCUGUCCUCCCAGUGAGCAGUCAGGGCUGAUUUCCUUCAGAAUGGAGAGGUUUGAUCUUCUUGCAGUCCAUGGGACUCUCAAGAGUCUCCCCCAGCACCAUAAUUCAAAAGCAUCAAUUCUUCGGCGAUCAGCCUUCUUUAUGGUCCAGCUCUCGCUUCCAUACAUCACUACUGGGAAAACCAUAGCUUUAACUAUACGGACCUUUGUCGGCAAGGUGAUGUCUCUGCUUUUUAGCUUUUAACUAGGAAUACUGAAAAUAUAAUUAUCUCAUGUCUCACCAUCUCUUGAAAGUGCAUGGAAUUCGUGCUAGUGGAAAAUUAUCACACUUGCCAACCUCUGAAAAGCCCCUUUCAUGACAUUUGGAGAUGACCAAGUCUCAUUUGUGGAGUACAUAAUUUUAGUAUAUCAGAUCAGUUCUUUACGGUAAGAGCAGAAGGGUGGGUGGCUUCUUUUCAUAUUUCAUAUCAUUUAUUGUUCUAGGAAAGAUUCCGGGAUCUGCUGUGCUGGUCUUUGAUAUUCAUGUGAUAGACUUCCACAAUCCAUCUGACUCUGUGGCUAUUACCACCCAUUAUAAACCUAGCAACUGCUCUGUUCUGAGCAAGAAAGGCGAUUACUUGAAGUAUCACUACAAUGCCUCACUCUUAGAUGGCACUGUGCUAGACUCAACGUAAGUAUGUAGUUUAGCAGCAAAGAACAAUAGAAGCAUGAAACUGGGAAUAUUUUGUGCAUGUGGGCCUACCCAAUCACUUAUUUCUAUAAAUUUGCUUUCAUCAAGUUACAAUUGGUGAGAGAGUAAUGAUGAAGGGAAGGGCUAAUCAGACUGAGGGAUUUCUGGAUUCUGGGGUCACUUGUCUUAACAAAUUUUCUGCAUGGUCCAACUUGCAAUGUAUUUCUUAAAGGUAAAGGUUAAGGGACCCCUGACAGUUAAGUCCACUCACAGACGACUCUGGGGUUGCGGCACUCAUCUCGCUUUACUGGCCGAAGGAGCCGGCAUACAGUUUCCGGGUCAUGUGGCCAGCAUGACUAAGCCGCUUCUGGCAAACCAGAGCAGCGCACUGAAACGCCGUUUACCUUCCCGCCGGAGUGGUACCUAUUUAUCUACUUGCACUUUGACGUGCUUUCGAACUGCUAGGUUGGCAGGAGCAGGGACCAAGCAACGGGAGCUCACCCCGUCGCAGGGAUUCGAACCGCCGACCUUCUGAUCGGCAAGCCCUAGGCUGAGUGGUUUAGACCACAGCGCCACCCGCAUCCCAUAAUCUAUUUCUUAGAAAGGGUCUAUUAAGAAUUCAGAUCAUCACAUAGAAAUUGGAAAUGGUAAAUGUCAAAAGGCUAGAGGAGGUGGAAUUCUGAUGUUACAUUGGCACAUCCUAGCUUAUGAACUACUAUUUUCUUCUUUCAGGUUUAGCCUUGGGAAAACCUAUAAUAUAGUGCUGGGUUCUGGACAGGUUGUAUUGGGAAUGGAUAUGGGUCUCAGAGAUAUGUGUGUUGGAGAGAAAAGAACAGUUAUUAUCCCACCGCACCUUGGCUAUGGAGAGGCUGGAGUUGGUAAGUGAAGCUAAUAGUGAUGCUGACACACAAAUGUGUCUGGUCUUCUUCUGUAGCAGGUGUCACAGCUGGCUUCUGUGAGCAGUCUUGUUUUGUUCCUUAAAUGUGUUCAUUGGUUCAUGAACAGCUUUGAAGUAGUGUAUCCCCCAUGCAAUUUAAGUAAAAAUAUUAGUCUAAAAAGUAUAUUCACAACAUGAGAUGUUGAGAAUAUAGCUGUGUAAUGAUAUUAUUAUUAAUAUUAUUAUUAUUACCCCCACCAUUUAUUACCCACCCUUCCCACCAAGGUCCCAGGGCGGGUUAUAACAAUUAAAAACACAAUAUUAAAAACAGUUUAAAACUUAAAUUUAUAGAAAUGUGUCCUAAAAUUAUACACUUCAAUUUUUAAAAGCUAAGGUAAAGAGGUGCAUCAUAUUAUAUUUUAUAUUAUAUUAUAUUAUAUUAUAUUAUAUUAUAUUAAUGGUUUUCUCUCAGAAUGAAAAUAGCCCAAAUUAAUAAAGCAAUGGGGAAAGGCUAUACAUUCUUGUGAAUUAGCAAACAACCUUCCCCUAAGUGCAAAUAGUCACAAAGCAUAGUGUACCUUCUAAGAUAAAGAAUACGUUAGCUAUAUUUCUUUUGGAUCCUGCAGGCUUUAUUUUCUCAUAUUUUAGCUUGCUGAUGUUUCUAAGCCAGUGGAUGAAAUGUGAACAAUUUGUAUUAACUGCACAAUUUGUGAAUGCUGGGGGUGGGCCAAAUUCCAAAAUGCUCCUACAUAACAGAAAUCUUACUUUAUUUUUUGUUAUUUACUGUUACAGAAGGAGAAGUGCCUGGUAGUGCCGUAUUGGUUUUUGACAUUGAACUGUUCGACUUGGUGUCUGGCUUACCAGAGGGCUAUAUGUUUGUAUGGCAUGAGGAAGUCUCUCCUAAUCUCUUUGAAGAGAUUGACAAAGAUAAUAAUGGAGAGGUUCUUCUGGAAGAGGUAAGGUUUUGGCUAGUAAAGCUGCACUGGAAAAAAAUUCUAUAGGAGCUAGUAAGUUCACAGACUUACUGUGAACAUACAGGACACUGAGUGGAGCCCCAGCCUUCAAGCAGUAUAUUUAAGAUCAUGUUUCUAUUCUGACGGGACAUCAUUUAGGGAAAAUUAAAGCAAUUAUUUCUACAGAAACAAGAGACCAAUGUGCUUCUAGGUCUUGAGCACAGGAGGGAGAUGCAUAAUCCUACUCAUAGAAUAGCUACUCCAGUUAAGAGGAUCUGAUUGAAGCCCAGCUUAACUGAAUGUCUGUGGCAUAGGUCCUUAACAAAAAAUCUCAAAGGGUCAGGACUCAGCAGCUGUUACAGUAGUAAUGGAUACAAACACUGCUUAUGGGAAUUUCCCAAUUCCUUUUGGUUAUUUGAAAUUCCAGCAGAGGCAUGCACCUUGGAAUUUAAGUACUAAUUUGACACCUGAACCUCUCAAAAGACACAUUGGUACCUUGGUUUAAGAACAGCUUAGUUUAUGAACAACUUGGAUUAAGAACAUGGGAAACCCGAAAGUAGGUGUUUUGGUUUGUGAACUUUGCCUUGGAAGCAGAACAUGUUUCACUUCCUGUUGAGUGUGUUCCAUUUGUAAAUGGAGUCCCCUGCUGCUAUGGGAAAGCAUGCCUUGGUUUAAGUCUAGAACGCUUUGGUUUAAGAACGGACUUCCGGAACAGAUUAAGUUUAUAAACCAAGGUACCACUGUACUCACUAGAGAUAAAGUAUUAACUGGUAUUUCCUCAGCACUUGAUGUGAAUAUGAGGGGACAGAUGCAAAGGUACCACAACAUCCUAUUCGCUGGAGUUUUGAGAUUAAAUAACCUGGCUGCAAACAUUAUUUUACUUUUCACUAAUGUAUUUGUUUUUUAAAUUGUAGUUCGGCGACUACAUCCACGAACAAGUCAAGGCUGGCAAAGGAAAGUUAGCUCCUGGCUUUGAUUCUGAAACAAUUGUGAAAAACAUGUUCAGUAAUCAGGACCGAAAUGGAGAUGGCAAGAUAACCGCUGAUGAAUUCAAACUGAAAGACCAAGAGCCACAGGGACAUGAUGAACUGUAGUUUGUUUUUAAAAUUUGUAGGAGCUAAACUGCUGUCAGAAUGUAUGCACAAUAGAAGUGGUUUGAAAUGUGUGUGUGUAUACUUAAAAGUGUGGACAGUGAAAAUGAAUACUCCUGUCUUUGUAAGAGUGAAGUAGGCUAAAGUAAGGGGAAGACUGUGGCAUUUUUAUAAAACGUGAAAUGCCUCAAAAUUGGUUUCAAUGACUUAAAAAAAAAAUAGUGACACAAAUCUUGUGACGUAUUUUUUGAGAGGUGGUAAAGAAUUUUGAGCUUAGAACAAAAAUGUACAUUUCUGUUAAACUCCUGCGCCACGGCCCUGUUCGGUUACUCUCCAACUGUAGUUUUAUAAUCAUCUUUCCAAGGAAGAGAAAAUCUUCUACAAUGGGAGGAACUGCACUAAAUCUUUUUCAAAGCCGUUAUCUCAGAUGCUGUGGUAGCACCAUGAGCAGUACUGGAGAUGGGGAGUCAUGUUUCCCUAAGGAUUGUAACUGAAGCUAUGAAUACAAGAACUAAUCACAAAAAGUGUGUAUCAUUCUUUGCCGUGUAUCAAAACAUGUCCAUUUAUUUUAAUGGGCCUACUCCUGAGUAUCACCCUGAAAUUAGUCUGCCCUCACACAUGUAUUAUAGAAAAAAGAAAGCAGAAAUGUACUAGAAAUAUGCUGCAAUAUGCAUAAUGGUAGAUUGUAAUUGUGUAUACAACAUAUGGCUACUCCAUCUACUUUUUUGUGCAGUGACUCCUCAACUAGAGAACUGUCAUAAGUGUACUUCAGAGUGAAUCUCAGGUCUCAUUUGUGUCUAUAAAAACAUUUUGUAGUUGGAAGGGACCAUGAGGAUCAUCUAGUCCAGCCACCUGCAAGAAUAUGAACCUCACGGGGAUUGAAUCAGCACCACACACUACGCAACUGAGCUAAUACCCUGCGGCUAAAGAGCACAAGAGCAUAAAUUAAGUGAGUGACCUCCCCCAAAGGGAAAAGGAUCACAAAGCCACGGUCCUCCCACUAACGGGAAUGUACAAAGCGUCUUCUUUUUUAAUUGUAGAAUGGUGCUAGUUCUAAAACUACGACAUACCUUUCAAAACACUUUUGCAGUAAGCAAAGUUAUGUUUUAUACGCUUUGUAAUAUUAUUAAUGUCUUAAGGAUUUGUCAAGUGUGAUACAUGCUGUUAUUUUUAUUAAAAUAAAAUAUGGACAGACACAUUCUGCACUACUCUUCCUCCAUGUACAGGCGACUGGGGAUGGGGAAAGGCUUAACAGUGACAAUAUUGAUCUAAAUUAUGGUUUUCAAUAUAUAUCUGAACUGCUUGGCUAGUUCACAUCCAAAAGCUCUCUGAAAGGUGAACAAACCAUUUAUGUAGUUGUAGCCCAACUAUUGAGGCAAAGUGUACAAUGUGAAUGAGCAAAGCACUGUAAAUUAAUAUUGUAUUCUUUCACCUUUUAUAAUUAACUGCAGGCUGAAUGUGGGUAACAAAUGAUAUGCACCAAUUAUGAACAGUACUUUAAAUAAUACUGGCUGCUUUUUUGUUUCUUUUUCCGGCAGAAGGAGAGUGGUGUUUUUUGGUUUUAAGCUACCCCUUGUAAAGAGAUGAAAAAACUCCAUAUCAAAGCUCUCUAGAAUUGAUAUAUGUAAUUAGCAUUAUUAGAUAUCACCUAAAACAAUACCAUGUAUCUGCACGAGGAGCUGGGCUAGAAUCAUAGAAUUGGAAGAGAGGGUCAUUUAGUCCAAUGCCUUGCAAUGCAGGAAUCUCAACUAAAGCAUUGUUGAAAGCAUUGGGCUCUCAUGGGAAACAGAUUCAUAUAGGCAGUUUGUCUCACACGGGUCUGUUCCAAGUAGUAAUCAUGCAUGAGAAUUGGGCAUUCUCUACCUGCCUGGUAGCUGUUACAAGCAGCAGCAGCCUGCACCCAAAAGCAAGGCAUGCCAAUAUGGUAGAAGCUCCUCUUCCAGACUGGCAGCUUCACUUGUUCUGGAUAGUCUUCCUAAGGAAGAGAUGGGACUUAUUUUCCUGAUUGGGUUAAACAGUAAGCCCGUGAAAGAGUUUUAUCUGGUUUGCAAGUACCAGAUUAAUCAGUCCACACCUUCAUUAAUGAGAAUGCACACAAAAUUUAAAAGUUUGGCGUCUCCAACUUUCUUGUUUUGUUCAAAAGACAAUUGACCCCAUUCCAUAAAUACUCUCCCCAUCUAGCUUGAAGAAAUGAGUCUCCCUUUGGGGGAAACUAGGAAGCACAAACCCUUUAUUCUGAGAACCAUUUGAAGGAGAAAAGAUCCCAGCUUGUGUUGGAUAGUGGACCAGAACGGGCCAACUCUACAUCCUCUCCUGCUUCCUAUUUUAGCCUCAAACCAGCCUUUAUCUGCCUCCUGCUGGACAGAAAUGUGGAUCACAGCUGCGAAAGAAACUUUCA
Molecule: messenger RNA, 17182 nt
Organism: Podarcis lilfordi (Lilford's wall lizard)
Lineage: Eukaryota; Metazoa; Chordata; Lepidosauria; Squamata; Lacertidae
Source: the annotation of a GenBank genome assembly